CGCUAUGUCUGCGACGGCACUGGCCGCGAGUCUGUUGCUUUUCACCUCGUUCAUCGGAUCUUCUCUCUGUCAAACACCGAUGGCCAUGCUGAUAGUGAUCGAGGAACCGGACACGCCGUUUUUAAGCAUUCUGAACGACGCUGCACCUCAGACGGAGAAGAAGUUCGGCGACGACAUCAUCACCGUUCACAUUUCCACCGUCACUGUGGACAGAGCAAACGUGCUUGCCAGUUUUGAAAAAGUAUGUGCUGCCUUAUUUAAGGGAAUCAGUAUCAUACUCGAUCUGACUUGGACCGGUUGGGAGAAGCUUCGAAACGUAGCCGACGAGAACGGAAUAAUAUACAAACGCGGGGAUUGCCAGAUAAAUUCGUACGUGCAGGCGAUCGAUGAUCUUUUGAUGUUGAAGAACGCAACGGACGUGGGCCUGAUCUUCGAAGAUGAAAGGGAGCUGAAUCAGAGCUUGUACUAUCUGAUCGGGAACUCGAUUAUACGGUUGGUCGUCAUCGACGAGUUCACGGACAAAACAGUGUCCAAGAUACGGAGCAUGAGACCGUCGCCAUCUUAUUACGCGAUUUACGCCAGCACGCCGAGGAUGGAGGAACUAUUCAGAACGGCCGUUCAGGGGGGCCUGGUGAAAAGAAAUGGAAUCUGGAACUUGGUGUUCACCGACAAUAACUACAAGGACUUCAAGUACCUCAACGGGGACUCGCAAUUAAACGUUUCGGUGACCGUUCUGUCGCUACGUACGGAGGUCUGUUGUCGGCUGAUCGGUGAACCGUCCUGCAAUUGUCCUCCCGAUGUUCAAAUAUUUCCACAGUACUUCAGACGAUUGCUGGGCUUGCUGGUGAACCUGAUGAGCGAGCUCCAGAAGUCUGGGAUCAGCGUGGAGCCAAAGCCUACUCGAUGCAAUUCGCCGAACGCUACUCAAACGGUCUCAAACGCCACAUCCGAGGCGUUCAACAAGAACUUGAUAGCCAAAUUAGGAGGCAACGAUACCUUCGACUACUUGUCGGACAAAGGACUGAUCACGUACAAAGCGGAGAUCGAAAUGGAGAUCCUGCAAAAUGGAGUUUUGGAGCCGCUCGCCACUUGGACUAGAAGAACGAAAAUUAAGGAGGCCGACGGGAAGAAGAUAGAACCUGCCAAGAGAUUCUUUCGAAUCGGAACUGCUCCUUCAGUUCCCUGGACGAUGCCCAAAGUGGAUCCAGCGACCGGCCACGUUAUGAAGGAUGAAAACGGAAAGGAGAUGUGGGACGGUUACUGCAUAGACUUCAUAAAGAAACUUUCUGAAGAGAUGCAAUUUGAUUACGACAUCAUCGUACCGGAAGAUCGAGAAUUUGGAAAGAAGAUGGCCAACGGACAGUGGAACGGGUUGAUUGGCGACCUUUCAAAGGGAGAAACUGAUAUCGUGGUUGCCGCGCUGACAAUGACAUCGGAACGCGAGGAGGUGAUCGAUUUCGUUGCCCCUUACUUCGAGCAGUCUGGUAUACUGAUUGUAAUAAGAAAACCCGUUCGUAAACCGUCCUUGUUCAAAUUCAUGACGGUCCUCAAAGUCGAAGUCUGGCUGAGCAUCGUGGGGGCGUUGACGCUGACAGGAAUCAUGAUUUGGAUAUUGGACAAGUAUUCCCCCUACAGCGCGAAGAACAACAAACGUCUGUAUCCAUAUCCUUGUCGAGAUUUCACGUUGAAGGAGAGCUUUUGGUUCGCCCUGACCUCGUUCACGCCCCAAGGUGGAGGCGAAGCUCCCAAAGCUCUGUCCAGCAGAACUCUCGUAGCUGCGUAUUGGCUAUUCGUCGUUCUGAUGCUCGCCACGUUCACUGCGAAUUUAGCAGCUUUUCUUACAGUGGAAAGAAUGCAGACACCCGUGCAAUCGUUGGAGCAACUAGCGAGGCAAUCGCGGAUAAAUUACACCGUUUUGGCCAAUCACAGCGUUCACCGGUACUUCAUGAACAUGAAAAACGCGGAGGACAAGUUGUAUACUGUCUGGAAAGAGAUCACGCUGAACAGCACGAGCGACCAGGUAGAAUACCGUGUAUGGGAUUAUCCUAUCAAGGAACAAUACGGUCACAUACUGCAAGCCAUCACGCAAGUCGGCCCGGUGAAGAGCGCAGAGGAAGGCUUUCGAAAGGUGAUAGAAAGCGAGAACUCAGAAUUCGCUUUCAUCCACGACUCGUCGGCGAUAAAGUAUGAAGUAACUAGGAACUGCAAUCUGACCGAGGUCGGCGAGGUGUUUGCCGAACAACCUUACGCAAUCGCUGUCCAACAAGGAAGCCACCUGCAGGAGGAGAUCAGCAGAAGGUACCUGUGUCGAGCUUUCCGCGAGGAUUCCUUGUUUUUCUUAUUUCGGUCUAUUCGUUGCAGGAUCCUGGACCUGCAGAAGGACAGGUAUUUCGAGACGCUGACGUCCAAGUAUUGGAACCAGUCCCUGAAGGCGCAGUGCCUGGAUUCCGACGACAACGAAGGAAUUACGCUGGAAAGCCUGGGCGGAGUGUUCAUAGCGACUCUGUUCGGGCUCGCUUUGGCGAUGAUCACUCUGGCCGGGGAAGUCCUCUAUUAUCGUAAACGCAGCGAUUCGCAAAAGGACAAGCGAAAAGACAAGAAAAAGCCCAAGGGCAUCGAAAACGAGAAGGUGAUGCUGCAGAAGAUGGCGUCGAAGCUGCAGAUGAAACCAGCCCCUACUAACGCAUUAUUCGAGAAAACGACGACGAAUCUACCUCGCGUAUCUCAUAUUUCGGUCUACCCGCGUAACUUUACCUUCAAAGAGUGAAAUCUUCGCGACAGAGAAUAAUGUCGCAGCGACAGAAUUUCCGGUGGCAAAACGAUUAACGAUAGAUAUAUUUAUUCUGUACAAAAGAUCACGUUCCAUUGCUAAUAAACGUUAUUCCAGAGCAACGAGAAUGCGAAUCAAACUUUAUGUAACGACCCUUUACAGCAGCCAGUGUCUUUCACUCUUUCACUUCGGUACCGACAGCUCGCAACACUGAUUCGUCGCGCGCCACGCGAGUCCCGGAAAUAAUUGUAAAGCUACGGAUUAAUAAAAGUUAU
This is a messenger RNA of Hylaeus anthracinus, 3045 nucleotides long. RefSeq names its product ionotropic receptor 25a (gene Ir8a). The record is from RefSeq and is a predicted model, not a curated record. The transcript has 15 exons. Bases 5 to 2767 code for a protein of 920 amino acids. Gene Ontology annotation, cellular component: postsynaptic membrane; plasma membrane. Gene Ontology annotation, molecular function: glutamate-gated receptor activity; transmitter-gated monoatomic ion channel activity involved in regulation of postsynaptic membrane potential. Gene Ontology annotation, biological process: synaptic transmission, glutamatergic; monoatomic ion transport; modulation of chemical synaptic transmission. Lineage: Eukaryota; Metazoa; Arthropoda; Insecta; Hymenoptera; Colletidae.